Molecule: messenger RNA, 489 nt
Organism: Mucor velutinosus
Lineage: Eukaryota; Fungi; Mucoromycota; Mucoromycetes; Mucorales; Mucoraceae
Exons: 1
Coding region: 1-489 (162 amino acids)
Source: RefSeq, a predicted model, not a curated record
AUGACAAAUAACAACGCUCAGCACAAUGAACCCAGUAACAGCAAAGUCCGCCUCCCCAGCGCUUUCAAUGGUAAAUCAGACCAAUGUAACACCUUUUUCUCGCAAUUGGCAGUCUAUUUUGCAGCCAACCCAAGUUAUAACACAGAUGGACGCAGAGCUAUGCUGGCUAUCUCAUGCGUUACCGGUCCGUUAUUUGCCUUUUUAGAACCAUUCAUCGCACAAAUGGACCAACUACCAAAGCCUAAAAUUCUAACCAACUAUGCUAUGCUUAGUUCCGAUUUGAUCAAUGCUUUCAGCGAUUCCAACCCAGUUAUCACAGCAGAAACCCAGCUCCGAAGUCUUCAUCGGGAAAAUCUGCCAUUUUCUAUCUACGCCACAAGAUUUAGGAUGUAUGCCCAGCAAGUGGAAUGGAACCACUACGGUCCAACUAAUGUUCUCAAAGAACAUGGAUGUGCUCUUUUGAGAAGGUGUAGUUUUCCACAUGAAUAA